Molecule: messenger RNA, 981 nt
Organism: Polychytrium aggregatum
Lineage: Eukaryota; Fungi; Chytridiomycota; Chytridiomycetes; Polychytriales
Exons: 2
Coding region: 1-981 (326 amino acids)
Molecular function (GO): protein binding
Source: RefSeq, a predicted model, not a curated record
AUGGAGCUCCUCAAUCCAGAUGGACAGUUGCGGAUCGGUCUCACUCUGAGCGACGAGAUUGCCAUCUCACUUCACUGCGAGGGUCAACAGACGGCCGACCGAAUCUGGCUCGAUAUUCAAGCAGAUCAAGGCAAUGCUGCUGCGUCGUAUUUCCUGGCCCGGAUCCUCCAAAGCAAAGUCUCCCGACGACAGACCGAUGACUCUCCCGACUGGGACACCAUCCAUCAGCAAAUCACCACUCUCCUGCAAACGGCCGCAGACAACAACCACCCCAUGGCCCAGUUCCAUCUGGCCGAAUGCUAUUACCAAUGUCUCGGAGUCGACCAGGACCAUGCCAGGGCUGCCGAGCUGUAUCGCCAGGCAGCCAUCCAAGGAUAUCCGCGAGCUCAAGUCGGACUCGGUCGCUGCUUCGAGGGAGGCGAAGGUGUCGAUCAAGGCUUUGACUCAGCCAUUGAGUGGUAUUCCAAGGCUGCAGAUCAAGGCAGCGAGGAUGGUCGACUCCAUAUCGUGUUCCUCCGAGCCUGGUUCUCGUUCAUCGGCCAUGGAUUCGGAACCACCGAGGACGAGAAGAAGGCAGCUGGUAUAUUCGAGCAACUCGCCAACGACGGUCACAGCGAUAGCCAAUUGCGGAUCGGAGGGUGCUACUACUGGGGUCGCGGAGUGUUGGUAGACAGCCAGAAGUCAUUCGAGUGGUAUAGCAAGUCGGCCGACCGAGGCAAUUCGUAUGGACAGUGGUGGGUUGGUGUGUGCUAUUCCAACGGAUACGGAACCGCCAAGGAUGUUGCCAAGGCAGUAGAGUGGUAUCGCCGGUCGGCCGAGCAAGGAAAUCGAUACGGACAGUGCUGGAUCGGUUUCCGCAGCGAGAUGGGCUAUGGUGUCCCUGAGAACGUCGACACUGCCGCCUUUUGGUAUCGCAAGUCAGCCAACCAGGGUUACGAUUGGGCCAUGGACAGCCUUAAGGACAUCGACCAGUGGCCCUGA